AUGAAACACAUUGAUCUGGCCUUCACCCCUGGCACCAUUGCUCUUCCUCCAAGGCUCCCUCAUAGGCAGAGGUCCGUCACAACAGAUGAACAGACUGCAGAAGUUGAAGUUUUCUACCCCACAACGAUGGUCAAGAAGAACGGCACUUCAUCUAGGAACCCUUCAUCCGCCUCAUCCUCUCCAAGGCAGCCCCUUCGACGUGGGUCCAUGGCAGGAAGAUCCGAUUCAGUGCCUCCUCGCAUUCCCGCUCGGCGUGGCUCAACAGCGAUGAAUUCCUUCGCAGAUGACACAGAAGAAGAAAACCCAUUCCCUCUUGGUGCCAUCCAUCUGCCUUCCAGUGCUGCAGUGCCGCCUACUUUAGCUCGAGCCUGCACUCUCCCCUUUUCUGCCCAAUACAUUCGGCGCGAGGAUCUCCAGAGGACCCCAAGCGACGUCGACUUCAAGCGCCUGAGAUCAUUGGUUCGUCCUCCGAUACUUCCAAGCCGACAGGUGUCUGUCGACGCUUCUCCAAAGAAAGCAACAGAGGGCGCGAGAUCGAGGUUGCUGCCAACGCUCCCAAAGUUGUAG
Messenger RNA from Seminavis robusta, 567 nucleotides. NCBI's taxonomy places the organism in Eukaryota, Bacillariophyta, Bacillariophyceae, Naviculales, Naviculaceae. The record is from the annotation of a GenBank genome assembly.